AUGCAAUAUGGGAAAUGCAGAUGCCGGGUGAGACUAAGAGGACCAGUAGUGGUGGAGGUGGGGGGAGACAAUGUAACAAUAAUAGAGGAAUUUGAUGCGAAUGGAUAUCCUAAAGUUCAUGGUGUAUAUUCAGCCGAAGACCUCAGAUCUCUCACAGAUCCUAAGCCUAAGAGGAUUAUAAUAGUAUCCUCUGAUGAAGAAGAUGAGCUUAAAGAUGAAACAGUUAAAGGAAAUCUGGGUACAAACAUCAAAGAAGUUAUAUCUAAGAAAAUGAAGAAUCACGGAAUUGGAAUCCCUCUUGAUUUGAAGGAGGAAGACGAUAUUAUCAAUUCCAAAGAGGUAACUAAUUAA
Oldenlandia corymbosa var. corymbosa is the source of this 351-nucleotide messenger RNA. The record is from the annotation of a GenBank genome assembly. Lineage: Eukaryota; Viridiplantae; Streptophyta; Magnoliopsida; Gentianales; Rubiaceae.